This is a messenger RNA of Anopheles maculipalpis, 378 nucleotides long. RefSeq lists its product as uncharacterized. The coding region runs from base 1 to 378 and encodes 125 amino acids. The record is from RefSeq and is a predicted model, not a curated record. Lineage: Eukaryota; Metazoa; Arthropoda; Insecta; Diptera; Culicidae. The transcript is spliced from 3 exons.
AUGGCGUUACGGGCUAUGCUAGUGAUCGGUUUGUUGCUUGUCGUCGGUAGUGUGUCCGCACGCCGGCACCAUCAUCACCAUGUGGAACCACUAAAGUAUAGUUACGGAAUAUAUACUCCUACUGGAUGGACAGUAGCACUCUACAUUUGGUACAUCGUUAAGCUGGGUUUUAUCUUGGGUGUUCUUCUACUGCUACUAUUUGCCAAAAAAUGGAACACCCAACGGCAGUCGAUUGUGGUCGAAAGUGGACCGGAAUUUUAUCAUCAUCGUUCGUUGGACUUGGCGGAACAUGAUCUAUUCGGACGGAGAGACAGAAGAGACGCGAGUCUUUACUGGAAUGAUCGAAUAGAUGCCUUGGCUGAUUUGCUAAGACGAUGA